AUGGGACAGAACAGGCGGCCCAGCUCUGGGUCGCAGCAGCAGAUGCCCCGAGGGCCAAAUGGCAUCAUUGCGCCACCUGGAGACAAGGCUGGUGUGGACAUCACAGGCCUGCCUGCCAACGGAGCAGUGUCUUUGAAGCUGGAGGCCGUCAAAAAGAUGGUGCAGAGGAAGGCGGACACUCCGCCACCCAAUGAUCGCCAGCCCUCCCCGGCGGACAGCAAAGGCGAGGGUGUGCGGGGCGCAUCUGAGGGGCGGGAGGGCACGCCACAGGAGACGGACGCGCAGCGGCGCAAGCGCGAGGAGACGUUGCUGGCGAGCGCGGCGGCGAUUCGAGCCCUGCGCGCGACGCUUUCUUUGGCUUUCCAGCGGCCGCACCCGGAGCCGGCCGCGCCGCCGACCGGCCAUGACUACAUCCUGCAGGAGAUGCGCUGGCUGGCAAACGACUUUGGGCAGGAGCGGCUGUGGAAGAGGACUGCAGCGCGCGCAUUCGCGCACGCCGCCGCAGCCGUGGCGAAAAAGGGCAGCCUUAAAACGACGCCCUUGGGCGAUCAACUUCGAGCCGAGGCCGCCAAGGCAAUGGCGCAGGAGGAGUCACUGAAGUCUAGGAAGGAGCGCAUGGCCAGCAACCGCAACGCUGGCACCUCUGGCACCAAUAGCCUUGCCACCAACGGCCUGCUGCAUGGUCCGGCGUCGUUUGGGGACCUGAUGCUGACCUACAAGGCGGCGGAGAGCCUGCCAGAGCUCCUGGAGCGCCACAUCACCGAGCUGGCCGAGGCAGAUGUCAUCCUGCGCCUGCAGGAGGAGCGGGAGUGGGAAGAAGAGGUUGAUGCGGCGCGGCGCGCGGCGGCCGAGAGCGCGGAGAUAAAGCGGCAGGAGAGGGAGGCCGCCGAGGACGCCGCAGACGGCGCCACCACCGUCGACGAAGAGGACAAGCCGCUCGGGCUGACAGCCAAGCGGCGGAAGAAGGGUCGGCUGGCGCCGCACAUUCUGAAGGACUAUGUGGAGCUGGAUGAUGUGACGGACGUGGGAACUCCCCUCGGCAGACGCCUCGGCCCCGGCCGGCGGCCCACCAGUAGCCUGCGCCCCUCCUCCGGCCUCUCGGACCGCCAGCUGUCGGACGCGGAGCAGCGUGUGCGCAAGCGCCGGCGGCGGGACUUGGACGACGAGGACUACGAGGAGCCCGUGCAGCCGCGCCGAAUCUCCGCGCGCAAGGCCUCCCAGGUGGCGGCCAGCCUGGACCGCCAGCGUGGCGGCAUGAUGCGCCAGCCGGACAAGCGUGGCGCCACCGGGGGGCCCGCCAACAAGAAGGCCCUCAACCGCAUGGACAGCAUGGGCUACCAGAUUGGCCGGCGCGGCAGCGGCGCUGCGGGCAGCGGGCAGACGAUACCGUGGAGCCCAGAGGAGGAGCGGCUGCUGUGCGCGAUCGUGCACGAGUUUGGCAGCAACUGGUUCCUGGUGGCCGACGUGCUCGCGGCAUCCUGCUCCAUGCAGGGCAUCUACCGCAGCCCCCAUAACUGCCGCCAGCGCUUCCGAGCCAUCACGAUGAGCGGGCAGGGCGACGCGGAGCCGACGGAGGAGAGCGCGCUGGCGGCAAUGCAGAUCGACAAGAUGAGCGCGCGGCAGAUGAUCCACCAGUCGCUGCCGAUGCCCUCUGACAUCCUGCGCACGCAUCAGAGCGCGCUCGCCAACGUGGGCCAGAAGGCGCGCCAGAACAGGCAGCAGGACGAAAUGCGCGCGCGGAAUGCCGCAUCUCAGCGGAUCGAGGCGCACCCCUCUUACGCGCUCGUUGUCGCCGGCGUGCUCGCCACCGCGCAGGGCACCUACCGCAACCCCAUGGAGCUUGCCGACAUGGCCGAGGCCGCCGCGUCCGCCCAGGCUGCUCAAGCGGCAGCUGCAGCCGCGGCGGCACAGGCGGCCAACAUCGCGCCGCCGCCAGGGGCGGCCAUGGCGCCGGGCCUGGCCGGGCCGCCCAUGCCGGGCGCGGGGCCGAUGUCGCCAGCGCAGGCGUUCCCUCCAGCGCUCAACGCGCCGAUGCCGCCCAUGCACCCGCCGCCCCCGGGCUUCCCUGCCGGCCCCGGCCAGCCGCCGCCGUCCCCCGGCGGCGGCGCCGCGCCAGCCGGCCCGGCCGGGCCGGCUCCCGGCGCCGAUCAGCAGCUGCAGCAGCCGCCAAUGGCCGGCGGCAUGCCAGGCAUGCCGCCCGCGCUGCCUCCGGCGAGCCAGCAGCAGCCGCCGCAGGGGCAGGCGGCUCCGCCAAACGGCGCGGCGCUGCCGAUGAGCGCGGCGCUGGGCGGCGGCGGCCCCGCACAGGUGGCGUCACCUGGGCCGCUCCAGCAGCAGCCAGCGGCCGGCGGCAUCCCCGGCAGCCCGGCUGGCAUGUCCUUUGGCAUGCCCAUGGCACCCGGCCCUGGCACACCCGGCGGCACACCCCAGCAGCAACAGCAGCAGCAGCGGGGCCAGAUCACCAACGCGCAGCUGCAGCAAAUACUGCGCACCAACCAGCUGCCGGACGGGCGCGAGCUGACGGCGCAGAUGCGCAAUGCACUCAUCCAGCGCAUCCAGGGCCAGCAACGGCAGGCCCUUCCAAAAGCGGGUAUGCCGCCGAGCAUGCAGCCGCAAGCGAUGCAGAUGCAGGCGGCUCAGAACCUGGUGGCGCAUCAGCAGGCGGCGGCCGCGCGCAUGCAGCAGCCGAUGCAGCAGGGGCAGCCGGGCAUGCAGCUGCCGCCGCAGCCGGGGCAGCAGCCCGGGGGCGUUCCCGGGCAACACCUGCCGCCCGGCAUGCUGCCCAAUGGGCUGCCCGGAAUGCGCCCCCCGGGCGGCUAUGGCCUGCCUGUCGGCGGGCCCCUCGCCGGCGGCGGACCCCCCGCCAUGAUGGCCGGCGGUGGCCAGCCGCGGCCGCCGCAGCCGGGGGGGCUCCCACCUAUGGCCCCCGGCCAGAUGAUCGCCGGCGGCAUGGCUCCACCCCAGAUGCCUGGAUCCAAUUUGGGCGCCAUGCCAAACCUCCUCGCGCAGUCGGUUGCGGCCGCCAAGCCGCCCGGGACCAGCGGCUGA
Coccomyxa subellipsoidea C-169 is the source of this 3048-nucleotide messenger RNA. RefSeq lists its product as hypothetical. The transcript has 16 exons. Bases 1 to 3048 code for a protein of 1015 amino acids. Lineage: Eukaryota; Viridiplantae; Chlorophyta; Trebouxiophyceae; Coccomyxaceae. The record is from RefSeq and is a predicted model, not a curated record. Gene Ontology annotation, cellular component: NuA4 histone acetyltransferase complex.